This is a messenger RNA of Haliotis rubra (blacklip abalone), 1490 nucleotides long. RefSeq lists its product as uncharacterized. The coding region runs from base 1 to 702 and encodes 233 amino acids. The transcript is spliced from 5 exons. The record is from RefSeq and is a predicted model, not a curated record. Lineage: Eukaryota; Metazoa; Mollusca; Gastropoda; Lepetellida; Haliotidae.
AUGACAUCUGCAAGCAGACAAAGAUAUGCCGUGCAGCUUGAAAACAAUGGUGUUGUUCAAAAUGAUGAAUUCAUCGCCAGCUCAGAUGUCACCUACAUUGAUCAAGCCGGUUGUUAUAUAUCCAAUCUCAUGGGCCAAACGGCGGUUGUUAACAGGUUCAAGAAAACCACGGAACAGCGCAUUGUGGAACGAUUCCCAAAUCUGUUCCUGACAAGAAACCAGCUGCAGCAGCGCGUCAACCUUACCACCCGGUACACACCAGUGAACAGCUAUGUCAGGGGGGCUGAUAAUUGUAGACUCAAUUGUCUAAACGAAACUACAGCAAGAUUUGGAAAACAAAGUUCUGGUUAUAUCUGGCACCACGCAUGCUGUCAAACACAGAUAUUCUAUCGAGCCGAAGAUACCCUGACUAAUAUAUUUGGUCACGUCAAGAGGAUAGCCCAGUUUAAGGAUCACAAACAGUAUUUCAAGAGGGAGGUAUGCAGGCACGUUCUCAACUUCGGAUAUGGCGUGUGUUCACAGAAUGUGGAAUACGUGACGGCAGUAACCGUUGACGGCGACGACGGCGACAUGGGAGAUAUAUCAGACGAGCUUCACCACGACGAGGACAAAUAUCAAAUCGACUGGGUCAGGGUUAACGGAAGCUGCAAAUGCCUGAACAGAGGUCGUCAUUUCAAUGACCCAAAUGAAUUCAGUGGCUGAAUACUAUUGUAGUUAUAUUUAUCCCAGUUAGUAACUAUAUUUGAAACUGUCGCUAUUUAUGAAGAAUUCAGGCCCUAGUUUCAGGCCCUAGUUUCACUGAUUCCCGGUGAUCUGUUCUGGACGGUAAUCGAGACUAUGAGUAUUCUAGUUCACCUUCAUAUUUGUGAAACCAAUGAAUAAUGUUCCUAUUGUGUAAAAGAGGAAACGAUGAUUCUGAAGGUUAUGAAUUAUAAUGUUGUAGUUUGCUCAAUAAAUUACACACAGAUGUAAAGUAACUGUCAUUUGAAUAUAUUCUGAAACCGUUUUGUUGCAUCACAAAUCAUCAAUUAACAUCAAGUCACCAAUUGCAUCCCAACGAAAAACUGUUGUUGGUGUUAGUUAAUAUAUAGUUUUUACUUACUUCCAACAUGGAGACAAUAUUCCAUUGUUCACUUGUCCACAUGGUAAUGUAUAGGGUGGUAAACACCAGUCCACCAGUGGUUGUUUCUUGAACGCUUUCAAGCUAAAUUUUGUAAAUUUGUUGGCUCCAAAUCUACCAAUGUUGCUGUAUUGGGCGAAUGUGGUCGUUAUGGUAUUGACGUAGAUACAUAUGUCAGAUGUAUAAGAUACUGGUUCAAACUUCUUUAUAUGUCUCAAAACAGGUACCCCAAACAGUGUUAUAGUAUGUUAGUAGGUUUAGAUGCAGCUGGAAGGGAAACUUGGGUUACUCAUAUUAAGCAUCAAUUGUAUUCUCUAGGUUUUGGAAUAGUUUGGCAAUGCCAAGGUGUUGGUGAUGUGGGAUGCUUUAU